AUGAGUCGCCCAUCUUCGCUUGUGAGCGCGGCCGUGCCGCCCCUCAGACACAUCAUCCUGAAGAAGAAGGUCACCGCGGCCGCGCGGCCUCUGCAUCUCUUGCGACAGGGCCUCACGCUGGCAUUGGCGCGGAUCUCUGCUGGACCGUUGAGCGCGAGCGGGAGUGGCAUGCGUGCGUCGCGACCUCGUACAAUUGCAGCUUUCUCGACUGUCGCGCCGCAUGUACCCCAUUCCACCAUGCGACGGUCCACGACGGUCCUCUUCAAAGGGUUUCCUGGCGACGUUUCACGUGAGGAGGUGGAGGUGUUCUUUUCCGACUGCGGCGAUGUUCGAAAUGUCACCCUCAGAGUGUACCAGUACAUCACGGAGAUAUCAUCCGGGUAUGUCCGGUUCGCCUCGCAGGACGCGGUGGACAGGGCAUUACAGUUGGAUGGUAAGGAAGCGCUCGGAAAGCCCCUGCACGUCUCUGAGCUCUUCGAGCACACGGACACGAUCAACGUUGGACCUACUCCUCGACACAUCGAUAAGGCGCGAGUGAAAGCGCUGUUCUCCUCAUGCGGGGAGGUUGUCGACGUCCAGGUUCACACGACCCUUGCCGGCUUUUACGCGGGCAAAUCCUAUGCCCUCGUGCGAUUCGCGUCCCCUUCUUCGGUCGCUAAAGCGUUGAAGCGUCCUAUUACGCUCUCCGGGAAGCGUCUGUACGUCGCGAGAGCUAAGCAGCGGAAUCCGAACGUAUCGCUCUGGGACGAAUACGCGCACAUCCACGAGGGAGCGGCGCGAUCAGUCAGCGCCUUCGAUCUCCCCCCUCAAGUCAACGACAUCCGACUGAAGGCCGAAUUUGAGUCUUGUGGUGAAAUUGAACACGCGCAUGUCUGGAGGGCCCUUCGCACAGGCACCUCAAUCGGUGUCGGAUGGAUCCGAUUCUCUUCCCCCGAAUCGGUGGAAAAGGCGCUACAGCUCAACGGGAAGACGAUCGACGGACAUUGCAUUCGAGUCCAUCCAGCCCCGCCUUCUCGACCGGCAAUCAUGGAUUACCCUGCACGACCGACCGAAUACGAACAAACGAAGAAGAUUUUCGUUGGUCGUCUUCCUCACGAUAUCGACGCCUCUCGACUGCGGCGCGAGUUUGAGCGCUUUGGGAGGAUCUCGGAUGUACGCCUCGGUCAGCGUCACGAGACGGGCAGUCUCCGCGGUUUCGCGUACAUCAAUUUUGUGGACCCACGCUCUGUCGAGGAGGCGGUUCAGCACGAUGGGAAAUUCGCGAUCGAUGGGUUUACGGUCAAGAUUGUACGCGAUUAUGCGCCGAAGAAGAAGCCGGGAGGCUCUGCUAAUACCGGCUCUCGUGAACCAGAUGGCUCGCUAUACGAUUCCCAACAUAGGACGGAAUCCUGGGAGUACGACUACUAG
Messenger RNA from Peniophora sp. CBMAI 1063, 1407 nucleotides. Lineage: Eukaryota; Fungi; Basidiomycota; Agaricomycetes; Russulales; Peniophoraceae. The record is from the annotation of a GenBank genome assembly.